Molecule: messenger RNA, 1446 nt
Organism: Pangasianodon hypophthalmus (striped catfish)
Lineage: Eukaryota; Metazoa; Chordata; Actinopteri; Siluriformes; Pangasiidae
Gene: impa1
Product: inositol monophosphatase 1
Exons: 9
Coding region: 144-992 (282 amino acids)
Biological process (GO): signal transduction; inositol metabolic process; phosphatidylinositol phosphate biosynthetic process
Molecular function (GO): inositol monophosphate 1-phosphatase activity
Source: RefSeq, a predicted model, not a curated record
GCGGCGAGCGCCGACGUUUAUCCUCAUGCAUCCUGAGCGGUCUUUCAUUUCACCGCAGAAGAAGAGCGCGGAGCUUCUGUCUUCCUGUAGGAGCUUUUAUUUGAUCGCGCAGGUCUCCGAGAGAGAAUUUGCAUUGAGGAGAGAUGCCUGAUCUCUGGCAGGAAGCCAUGGACCACGCUGUGGCUGUGGCCAGAAAAGCAGGAGAGGUCGUACGGGAGGCUCUGCAGAAUGAAAGGAAGGUGAUGUGUAAGAGCACGUCGGUGGACCUGGUGACUCAAACCGACCAGAAAGUGGAGCAGCUCAUUAUCGCUUCAGUCAAGGAGAAGUUUCCUACACACAGUUUUAUUGGUGAGGAGUCAGUAGCUGAUGGUCAGCCCUGCGUUCUGUCUGAAAAUCCCACCUGGAUCAUCGACCCGGUGGACGGCACCACCAACUUCGUACACGGAUAUCCGUUCAUCGCUGUGUGUAUCGGGUUUGCAGUCGAGAAGAAGUUAGAGUUUGGCGUGGUGUACAGCUGUAUAGAGGAUAAGAUGUACGCAGCCCGCAGGGGGAAAGGAGCGUUCUGUAACGGAGAACCUCUACAAGUCUCCCCUCAGAAAGAGAUUAAUCAGUCCAUCAUCGCCACCGAGUUCGGCUCAAACCGAGAUCCUGAACUCGUCGACAAGAUUUUCUCCAACAUGAGGAAGAUCCUCUGUCUGCCAGUGCACGGGAUCCGUGGUGUGGGUUCUGCUGCGUUGAACAUGUGUCUGGUGGCGGCCGGUUGCGUGGAGGCGUAUUACGAGAUGGGGAUCCACUGCUGGGACGUGGCGGCUGCCGCGGUCAUCGUGGAGGAGGCAGGAGGAGUUCUCAUGGACUUUGAGGGUGGACCGAUGGACCUGAUGUCCAGAAGAAUCGUCGCAGCGAAUAACCAAACCAUCGCUGAGAGAGUUAUUAAAGAGAUCGAGCCGUUUCCUGCUGUGAGGGACGAUGCCCCUCUGCAGACUAAACAAUGACGAGUUUAAGUUUAUUUAUGAUGCCCUUUUUUUCUUUAGGAAGUUAUACAUCCUGGUAAAGGAUUCAGAACAAUUUUCCUUUUUUUUUUUUUUUUUUUAAAUACCAAGUGUCUCAAGAAUCGCCAUAGCAAGAACUCAAAAAUCUCAAAUGCUAUGGCUAAACCGUAAAUAUCGGCACCUCUGACGUUUGAAUUUCUCUGUAAUGUUAUAAUGGUGUUUAUUUUGCGUAGAUUUGUUUACAUCGUAAAUCUGAUGUACUUUGGUUUUGUGAUAUUUAUAUUUGUUCUACCAUGUUAUAAAUGCUUUAUAUUAGAUAGUCCUAUAUAUUGAAAAUUCAAACAAGGACAUGAUAGAAAAAUAUUUUAUUAUCCCAGUUAUUCACAAUGUCACAUCUGUGUUUAAUGCUCACUUCACAAUCAAUAAAAACUGCAUUCCUGUGCUCUUUAAAUCAGAA